UCUUUCGUUGGAAGUAGCAGGAGAUAUUUCAAGCUUUAAGCAACAGAAACAGCAUUGCACUUGCAAACCGAAAAGCUGCUACUUAAAAUCAAGCUUCUUUAACAAGUAAGGCAGGCUAGUAGCGUUAAAAAAUCAACAUGGGAAAAAUAGUGUACUUUUUUGCGCUGGUUGCUUUAGCACAAGUGGUUUAUUCUUUGGAUUGCUGGAGCUGCCAAGGAAAAGAUUGUGACGAAAAGACAGCAUGGAAACAAGUGCCUGGUUGCGGAAAAGCCGUCAGCGCGAAAAAUCAAGCCGGUGCUUGUUUAAAACAAGUUUACACUGACACAAUAUCCAAGAAGGACAUGACCAGAAGGAAAUGUAUUAUUGCAGACAAAAGUGACGAUGGAAAGCUCAGUUUUACUUGUAGCGAUAAUGAUGGAAAGACCAGCGUUUGCGACGUUUGUAAUGCAGAUUAUUGUAACUCUGCAUCAGCAGUUAACUUUAACUUUGUAACCCUUUUGGGGGUUGUUGCAGUUUACCUCAUUCCUAAAUUUCUUUAAGAAAUCAAUUGGAAAUACUUUACUGCAAUAUACCAAUUCUAACUGUAGGAACUAAUUUUAAAUGUAUAUAUUCUACUAUUUGGAUGUUGAAAUGUUUAGACCUUAAAAAGCAGCAAAGUAAAUUAGUAACUGCAACCAAAUAAAUAGAACGUGUUUAUGGGAAUAAAAGUAACAAAAAGUAUUUGUGGUUGGUCUAGCAAACGUAAACUCAUGCUAUUAAUGUAAUGUUUGAAGUAGUGUUAGUUGAUGUAAUUAUUUAUUUCGUAAAAUUUCUCACGUUUACAGGUAUUCUCCCGAUAGUAAAUUUACUAUGAGUAGUUUAAAUUGAAUGUACAUUGUUGUUUUGAUAUUAGAAUCGAAAAAUAAAUAAAAUGUUCACAAAA
Molecule: messenger RNA, 922 nt
Organism: Dendroctonus ponderosae (mountain pine beetle)
Lineage: Eukaryota; Metazoa; Arthropoda; Insecta; Coleoptera; Curculionidae
Exons: 3
Coding region: 138-539 (133 amino acids)
Source: RefSeq, a predicted model, not a curated record